AUGGCUGACGUGAUAGGAAAGAAAGUCGCGGUUAUCCUUGGUGUAGUGCUGUCACUUGGAGUUAUAGUGUUGACAGUGGUCCUGUGUGGGGCAUUCUUCUUCUUUCGACCCUCCUCAGGACAGACAGGGAACCAACAGCUCAAACAGGGUUCCAAAAAUGACAGUCAUAUACAAAACACGACUUCCGGACCAAUUGCCGUAGAUACAACACAAUCAGGUUACAGUGUGUCGUUUUUGCCCGGGAAAGUCGUCGGUCACGUGACGUUUCCACUUCUCACAGAAACUUCUGGUAUAUGCGCGAGUCGCCGGUACAAAGAUGUUCUGUACACACAUAACGAUUCAGGGGGUUUGAACAGGAUAUUCGCUCUUAACGGUACUUCCGGCGAUCAUCUACUCACUAUUUACAUAGAGGGCGCCACGCAUCAAGACUGGGAAGAUAUAGCGUACGGCCCCUGCGGUACCAGCAGCAGUGCAGGCGGCUACUGCAUAUUCGUUGCGGACACCGGAGGAAACGCAGGCGGUCUCGCCAACACCAUUUUCCGUAUUGCGGAGCCGCAGGUUGACUUUUCGCUGAAUAUCGGCAGUGAACUUAAUGUGCCACUGGAUUCAACUCUUAAAUUCAGCUGGGACCAGUAUGAUUGUGAAACUAUCAUGGUAGACGAACAGGGCGAAGUUUACGUCAUUUCAAAGGUCAUGUCCUGGAACCAGCCAAAACUCGCACACCUUCCUCGUCACGCCUGGGGAACCAAUCAGCGCGUGAAUGUGAGCAUGGGCGUGUUCCUGCCCGAGUUGACGUCAAACAGAGAUAAUCCAACUGCCGGCGAUAUUUCUCCUGACGGAACUGAGGUUUUGUUGAAGACCUACCAGCAGGUCCUGUACUGGCACGUGCCUGAUCGGGACUACUUCCGGCACAUGGCAAGACGGCCUGCAGUGCUUCUCUACAUCCGGGAGCGACAGGGGGAAGCCGUCUGUUGGGAUGCUGCUAGCACCGGAUAUUACACGCUUGGGGAGGACGUUAACGCGACGCUGUACUAUUAUAGGCGUGUUGGAUGA
Molecule: messenger RNA, 1053 nt
Organism: Mya arenaria
Lineage: Eukaryota; Metazoa; Mollusca; Bivalvia; Myida; Myidae
Exons: 5
Coding region: 1-1053 (350 amino acids)
Source: RefSeq, a predicted model, not a curated record